AUGAACACGGUUGAUCAAAGAAAGAAAAUCACAUGGCGCAAGAAGAAGAUCGAUAUAUGGAAAGUUGAAAAACAAUCCAACAAACUUGUGACAUUCUCAAAAAGAAGACAAGGUUUAUUCAAAAAAGCAACUGAACUUUGCAUCUUAUGUGAUGUUAACAUGGCCAUGAUUGUGUCUUCUCCUGCCGAUAAACUAUUCUCUUUCGGUCGACCCGACACCGGCACAGUCCUCAACAACUACUUCAGUGGAACCACUGAGUUUGAAGAUGAAAAGUCAAUGGAAUCAAAUUAUGAGUAUAAUAGAGAAUAUGAAGAGACACUAAAGAUGUUGGAAUUGGAAAAGAAGAAACUUUUAGAAAGUGAAAAAUUAGCUAAGGCUAGAGGUGAAUGGUGGAAUGAUUCUAUUGAUGAUAUGAAUUGUGAAGAACUUGAACAAUUUAUGGUGUCUAUUUAUGAGUUUAGGAAUAAGCUUGUUGAAAAGGAACAUGAACAUCUCAAGAUGUUUUCCAUGAAGUAG
Molecule: messenger RNA, 516 nt
Organism: Lathyrus oleraceus (garden pea)
Lineage: Eukaryota; Viridiplantae; Streptophyta; Magnoliopsida; Fabales; Fabaceae
Product: agamous-like MADS-box protein AGL61
Exons: 1
Coding region: 1-516 (171 amino acids)
Biological process (GO): regulation of transcription by RNA polymerase II
Molecular function (GO): DNA-binding transcription factor activity, RNA polymerase II-specific; RNA polymerase II cis-regulatory region sequence-specific DNA binding; protein dimerization activity
Source: RefSeq, a predicted model, not a curated record